Molecule: messenger RNA, 297 nt
Organism: Ostertagia ostertagi
Lineage: Eukaryota; Metazoa; Nematoda; Chromadorea; Rhabditida; Trichostrongylidae
Source: the annotation of a GenBank genome assembly
AUGGGUCAACAACAACGUACAGCACUGCAGCUGAUAUCUCAACGAGCAGUUGGACGAAUGAUGAGACAGAAAGGUACACUACUGCGACUGACAUUCCGACGAGCGAUCGAACGACCAGUGAAACAGAAAGGUACACUACUGCGACUGACAUUCCGACGAGCGAUCGAACGACCAGUGAAACAGAAAGGUACACUACUGCGACUGACAUUCCGACGAGCGAUCGAACGACCAGUGAAACAGAAAGGUACCCUACUACGACUGACAUUCCGACGAGCGAUCGAACGACCAGUGAAACAG